This is a messenger RNA of Alligator mississippiensis (American alligator), 3272 nucleotides long. RefSeq names its product zinc finger protein RFP-like. NCBI's taxonomy places the organism in Eukaryota, Metazoa, Chordata, Crocodylia, Alligatoridae. The record is from RefSeq and is a predicted model, not a curated record. The coding region runs from base 1240 to 2670 and encodes 476 amino acids. Gene Ontology annotation, molecular function: zinc ion binding; protein binding. The transcript has 7 exons.
UAAUCUGCCUCUGGCUGCCAUUCAUGAGGCCUUUGAUGGCUUGCCAAAACUCAGUAAAUGGCUCUCCACCCAAAAUAAUUGCCGACCCCUGCAUUAGCAGCACCUUGAGCAGGCAGGUGGUUUUUCUCUUCCUCCCUCAUGCUUCACUGUGCAGGGUAGGAUACAUCCUGUCCAGCUUCUUCAUGGCCUGUAGGUCCAUCCUUUUGACAUAGGGCUAGUCUUCACACUUUGAUUGACAAAAUUUUAAUAUAAUAAAAGUCUGCUAUGUACAGAGCGCAACACAAAUCCCCCAACCUGUGGUUGACCAGCAUUCAAAGCUAGUGACACUAAUCCCAGGAUAAGUGGGAGAGCUGUAUACUCACCAUGAGUUGAGUUCAGUUUCACCACAGGGAACUUCCCCACUAAAAAUACAGGAGAGCUGCAUGGGGGUUGGACUAAACGACCUCCAAAGGUCCCUCCCAACCCUAGUUUUCUAUGAUUCUACAGAGGGAAAGAAAAAAUGACCCCCUGAUUUAAGCUAGUCCCAAAAUAACAGCCUAUCAGAAACCAGGAGAAGGAAGAUGCAUCUGUGAUUCAGACCAAAAGCUUAGGAUUUUGGGUGUUCACGUAAGGACCCAAGUUCUAGAACACUUGUACACAGAGAGAGUUGAAACCUACAUUGCUCUAAAUUGCCAGUACAAUGCUGCAGACCCAGGCAGCCAUGUGGUAGCACUGAGCAGGGCAGACCAUGGCUUUAAGUAGAAGACUUAACACACCAGGAUCUGCUUUGAAGUACUGAGAAAAAGAGACUGGAAAGGAGCAGAGAUCUGGUAUAAGACAGCCCCUGCAGCUGCAUCUCAUUGUCACCAAUCAAGGCUGUUUCCUCAUGUGGCUGAAUUUCCCUUCACUUCCCUGGGUUGAAUGGGAUAGGAAGCACCCAAAUCAUUGCUGCAUGUUCCCAAAUCCUCUUGGCACUUUGAAUUCUGCAGAGAUUUCUCAGUCUUAGGGUCAAGAAGCUUUGGUGUGAACUUAGAGAAAAAGGAACAAAUUCCUAGAUUUCCCCCAGUUGCAUCCUAGCUCCUCCCCUAUGGAGUAAUUUCUGAUUCUUGCACAGGAAGGGUCACACCUGGGCCUUAGGCAGGGGCGGGGACUCAAGUUCAGUUCCUACCAGUGAGAAAAGGACCAGGAAGGGAAAGGCCCCUUCUUACUCCAGUGCACAGAAAAACAAAACUAUUCCCUACUUGCCAGCUGCUGGGAGCCAUGGCUGCAGAGACCCUGGCAGCAAAUCUGCAAGAUGAACUUUCCUGUUCCAUCUGUCUGGAUCUUUUCAAAGACCCGGUGUCUAUCCAUUGUGGGCACAAUUUUUGCAGAGCCUGCAUUGUCCAGUGCUGGGAGGGAUCAGACACCAUCUUCUUUUGCCCUCAGUGCAGAGAAGCUGCCCCAAAAACAAACUUCAGGCCCAACCGGGAGCUGGCAAGAGUGGCAGAAAUUGCCAAACAGCUGAGUUCCCAGCCAGCAAAAGGAGCAGGAGGUGGGGAGGCACUGUGUACAAAACAUGGGGAACCCCUGAAACUCUUCUGUGAGGAGGAUCAAGCUCCAAUCUGCGUGGUGUGCGAUCGAUCUAAGACUCACCGAGCUCACAAUGUGGUUCCUAUUGAGGAGGCUGCGCAGGAGUACAUGGAACAAGUGCAGGACCGACUGCAGACUCUGAAGGAAGAGAGAGAGAAACUCCUGCGGAUUCAAGCAUCAACAGAAGGGAAGUUCUGGAGGUACCUGGAGAAGAUAGAAACUCAGAAGAAGAGAAUUGCAUCCAAAUUUGAGGCUUUUCACAAGUUUCUGCAGGAACAAGAGCAGUUCCUACUGGCCCAACUAACAGAGCUGGACAAGGAGCUUCAGAAACUGCAGAAAGAAAAUGUCACCAAACUCUCCAAGGAGAUUUCCCACCUCAAUAACCUGAUCAAGGAGGUGGAGCAGAAAUGCCAGCACCCAGCAAGUGAAUUUCUGCAGGACAUCAGAAACACCUUGAGCAGGUGUGAGAAGGGGAAAAUUCAGCAGCCAGUGGAAGUUUCUCCUGAAUUCGAACGCAGACUCCAGAAACUGUCUCAGAGAGAGGUGGUUGGAAACAAGGCUCUGAGAAUCAUGCAAGAUGUUUUGAUGAACAAGCAGCAGAAAGCAGUGAAAGUGACUCUUAAUCCAGACACUGCUCACUCUCACCUCGUCAUUUCUGAAGAUCGGAAAAACGUGAGAUGGGCAGUCGCACGGCAUCAUCUCCCUGACACCCCCCAGAGAUUCGACUCUGUGCCCUGCGUGCUGGGCCAUGAAGGAUUUGCCACUGGGAGACAUUACUGGGAGGUGGAGGUGGGGGCGGGAAGUAUCUGGGCUUUGGGGGUUGCCAGAGAGUCUUUGAGGAGGAAGGGCUGGAUCAGUCUUAACCCUGAUGAUGGAAUCUGGGCCGUGCAGAGAUCGCUGGAUCAGCUCAGGGCUCUCACUGCCCCUGAUUCAACCCUCCUGUCCCUGCGCUGCAUCCCCAAGAGGAUCCGGGUGUAUCUCAACAGUGAAGAGGGGCAGGUGGCAUUUUUUGAUGCUGAUACCAAGGCCUGGAUCUUCUCUUUUCCCCCUGCCUCAUUCACUGGGGAGAGAAUGCUCCCCUGGUUCUGGGUUGGGGGAUCCUGGCUCAGACUCCACCCCUGAGCGAUCAACUGUCUUCAGUGCCCAGGUAAUGAGAUUUUUAUAUUUUCUGUCCUUUCCAUUUGUGACUUGGGAGAGCCUCUGUUCAUCAUCAGAUUUCUUAUCUAAUCUGUGGUUCCCUGCUCUAUCACCCUGGAGGCUAAAUUCUUGCAAUGGCUCCUCACCAUUACAUCACAAAGAGCAGGCAAGAUAUUCAGAAUUGCCUCGCGUGGUCUUGGGCGUGCUUGUUUUCCAUCCCCUCUGUGGUCCUGGAAGGCUGCAGUUCUGUUGAGCCCAAUGAGGAGACUUUGGGAGAAGAGGAUAUUUGGGAAGCAGGGGCAGAGAUGGAGGGUGCAGAGCGAUAGAGAAAAGCUAUGGAACAGAAGAAAUGAGCAGUAGGGCAGUCUGUCGUGAUCCUUGGAAAUGAUGACGUGAAAGUAUGAUUUAGCACAAUUUUUGAGUUCGUCAUUUGAUCCUGAAUGGUGCAACUGUGUCCAUGCUUUAAACAUGAAUCUUUAGCUCAACUUACGCUACUUUAUUUAUUUAUUUAUUUAUUUUAAGAGUCCUCCCAUGUUUUUGUGGGAGCCUCAGUUUAUGGUUAUUAAAGUAUGAAGUUUUAUAAUCGA